Molecule: messenger RNA, 2079 nt
Organism: Oryctolagus cuniculus (rabbit)
Lineage: Eukaryota; Metazoa; Chordata; Mammalia; Lagomorpha; Leporidae
Gene: PIGB
Product: phosphatidylinositol glycan anchor biosynthesis class B
Biological process (GO): GPI anchor biosynthetic process
Cellular component (GO): endoplasmic reticulum membrane
Molecular function (GO): alpha-1,2-mannosyltransferase activity
Source: RefSeq, a predicted model, not a curated record
GCUGCCCCCGCGCCGGCAAGCAACGGCUGCUCGCAGAAGCCAAACUUCGUGGGCACAAGCGCAACGCGCGCUUCCAGGGGCUCUGGUCGCCCCUAGGAGGUGGCGCGACACCGUGUGGCCACGGCGGGCCUCCGAGUGGGUGCGGAAUGCGGCGGGAAGGCGGCGAGGGCAGCCUCGCUUUCCGCGGCCUGCAGAAUCGCUCCCAGGAGAUCAAGCUGCGGAAGAGAAAGUCUGUCCUGUACCUUAGCUCCCAGGAGAAGAGCCCCGGGCGCCGCGGAGUAAAUUGCAAGACAGUUCGGUUAAGCCAGGGAGUGACGAUGGCAGAAGGGAGGCGCUGGCCUUUGAGCGCAGGUCUUCUUGGAGAAAAUGCCUGCCUGGUCUUCUUUACUAUUGCUUUGCGAAUUCUUAACUGUUUUUUAGUUCAGACAAGCUUUGUUCCAGAUGAAUACUGGCAGUCUCUUGAAGUUGCGCAUCGGAUGGUUUUCAAUUAUGGUUAUUUGACUUGGGAGUGGACAGAAAGAUUGAGAGGUUAUACCUACCCCUUAAUCUUUGCAAGCAUUUACAAGAUUCUGCAUCUCUUGGGGGAAGACAGUGUUCAGUUGCUGAUCUGGAUUCCUAGACUUGCCCAGGCACUUCUGUCUGCCAUAGCAGAUGUGAGACUUUACUCAUUAAUGAAGCAAAUAGAAAAUCAGGAAGUGGCAAAAUGGGUGUUUUUUUGCCAGUUGUGCUCUUGGUUCACAUGGUAUUGCUGUACCAGAACCCUUACAAACACCAUGGAAACUGUUCUUACUGUAAUUGCUCUUUUCUACUAUCCUUUGGAAGGUUCAAAGUCUAUGAACAGUGUCAAAUACUCAUCCCUGGUGGCACUUGCCUUCGUAAUUCGUCCCACAGCUAUCAUUCCAUGGAUACCCUUGCUCAUCAGGCAUUUCUGGCAAGAACAGAAAAAGCUUGAUCUCAUUCUACAGCAUUUUUUGCCUGUAGGAUUUGUAACCUUGAGUUUUUCUCUGAUAAUCGAUCGAAUUUUUUUUGGCGAUUGGACCCUGGUUCAAUUUAAUUUUUUGAAGUUUAACGUGCUGCAGAAUUUGGGAACAUUUUAUGGCUCUCAUCCAUGGCACUGGUACUUCACUCAAGGACUUCCAGUUGUCCUGGGCAGUCAUCUACCUUUUUUUGUUCAUGGCUGCUUUAUAGCCCCAAAGAGGUACCAGAUACUUUUGGUGACUGUUCUGUGGACACUUCUAGUUUAUAGCAUGUUGGGCCACAAAGAAUUCAGGUUCAUCUAUCCAGUUUUACCAUUUUGUAUGGUGUUCUGUGGAUACUCUCUAACCCACCUGAAAAUGUGGAAGAAACCAGCUCUAAGUUUCCUGUUUCUAUCAAAUAUACUCCUCGCCCUCUAUACUGGUUUAGUUCAUCAACGAGGUACUCUUGAUGUCAUGAGUUAUAUUCAAAACAUCUGUCACAACAAUGCCAAUAAAUCUUCAGCUUCAGUGUUUGUAAUGAUGCCUUGCCACUCUACUCCUUAUUACAGCCAUGUCCACUGCCCACUUGCAAUGAGAUUCCUCCAGUGCCCCCCAGACCUAUCUGGAAAAAGUCAUUAUCUUGAUGAAGCAGAUAUAUUUUACUUAAAUCCCUUAAAAUGGUUACAUAAAGAGUUUAAUGAUGAUGCAUCAUUACCCACUCACUUGAUCAUCUUCAGUGUUUUGGAGGAGGAAAUAAGUGCUUUCCUAAUUUCAAGUAAUUAUGAGAGAACUGCUGUUUUCUUCCACACUCACUUGCCGGAGGGUCGAACUGGAAGUCACAUCUAUGUCUAUGAACGAAAAUCAAAAGGGAAACUCAACAGAAGAUGAAACUCUUGAAUUGUAUUUAGAUCUUUCCCACAGAAACUGACACUGCUGAGAGCACUUUAGUAAACACUGGGUAAGCUUUGUUUGGGGAGGGGGGAGGGGGGAGGGGGGAGGUAGAGCCUACCAUGAACCACUUUUUUACCAAAUAGCAACUACUGAGGAAAUAUGUAAAAUAUCACAAAGUAUAAAAUCACAUAUUAAUACAAUGCCAGAUUUUAAAUAAAGACCUUUAGUUUUC